UGUCAAAGGUCAUCCCGGCGUCCCGUGCGCAUGUGUAGGUGUAUUUUCGUCGUUUUUGAACUCCAAGCGAACCGGCAUAUGCCUACUACUAGUAUUUGCAGACCAGAGCACUUGUGGAUUCACCCUGUGGACUUAUUCGACAAUCAAGACUAAGUUCUGAGAUGGGCAGGCACAAGGACGACAGCGACUCGGAUUCCAACGUCUCGAGCUCCUCAGGGUCCGACUCGGAGGAGGAGCAACUCAAGAAGAGCAAGAAGACGAAACAGGACACCCCGGCCAGCGUCAAGAAGGCGCUGAAGAGAGAGAAGAAACGCGAGAAGAAGAAGUCCAACAAGGAGAAAAUCUCCAUGGACGAUUUUUACAGCCGCAACGCGGAGUUCAGGUCAUGGCUGCAUGAGAAGAAGGGGAAAUACUUCGACCAGCUGAAGUCUCCGCAGGCCAAGAAGCUGUUCAAGAAGUUUGUGAAGAAGUGGAACAAGAAGAAGCUGGACAAGAAGUACUACAAGGGGAUGGACAACCUGGACACGAGCGCCUCGUCCAAGACGAACUACAAGUGGAAGUUUACGUCCACCCUGAGCAGUGCUGACUCGGACAGAGUGGCGGGCACGCGCUCCCAGGUUCGCAGCUGGAGCGGGAGCCAGGACGAACUUGACCAGCACAACGCGUCCGGCACCAGCGGGUUCUCUACGUUCGGAAAGUCUCCCGCGCCGGCCGAGAGAAGUUUCUCCAGUUUCUCCAGAACGCCGAGUCAGCAUCAGGGCGGCGAGCGCCUGAUCGGGCCGGUGAUCGGACCCAUGCCUCCUCCCCCACAGGAAUCCCCGACGGGCAGACCUGCAGUCCAGGCACACAAGCGGCCGUCGCCCGCCGCAAGCGCACCGGCACAGGACGAGUCCUACCUGAUGGGCGGAGACAACUUCCUGGCCAAGAUACAGGCCAAGAAAAGAAAGCUUGAGGAGAAGAGGCAGAAGCAGAUCCAGGCUGCGUCUGAGAAAGUCCGCGAGCACCAGGCUAAGGAGAAGGAGAAGAUGCAAGCUCUACUGGAGAUGGCCCGCAGUAAUCGCCAUGAAAACUCACUCUGGAAGGACGCAAAGAAGUCUUAAAGAUGCCACAACAAAACUUCACAGUUACAUUGUUAUUUGUAUAUAGAACUUGAGGCUGUAGUCAGUAAGGACGAAACUUGUAGGUUUGGAAUUUUAUGGCUCGCAGUAAUCGCCACGAAAACUCACUCUGGAAGGACGCAAAGAAAUCACAACAAAACUCAAGUUACAUU
This is a messenger RNA of Branchiostoma belcheri (Belcher's lancelet), 1270 nucleotides long. RefSeq names its product transcriptional regulator ATRX homolog. The transcript is spliced from 7 exons. Lineage: Eukaryota; Metazoa; Chordata; Leptocardii; Amphioxiformes; Branchiostomatidae. The coding region runs from base 162 to 1100 and encodes 312 amino acids. The record is from RefSeq and is a predicted model, not a curated record.